AUGCACUGUGAUCCAGAUUGGCUGACAUGCACUCAUGCCAACGCUUCACCUCUGACCGCAGACAGCAGUCCAAGUCGAGGCUUGGCACGCAGCGAGCAGGGCGUGGGAGUUCUCGCGAGGUUUGCGGGUUCCGAUGCGGAAGUGAGCGGCAGCAGGAGGGGCGGACGGGCUCCAGUGAGAGGAGCUGGUGCAGGGUGUAGUCCGGGCACAGACUGUGGUGUAUGGACCUGGAGGGGAGAGGCGGUCAGUCGGCGCGGAGGGUGAGUGGGCUUUGAUGCGGAUCUCACACUCACAGCCAGGCUGUGUUCCUCCCUCCGCUCUCUAGGAAGCAGAGCUGAGCAACAUGUGGUUUUAGAGGACCGUCCCUCUCCCAGGAGCACGAGUUGGCUGAGGGUGAUGGGAGUUACAGGUGCUGGAGGGAUAACCAGUCCCACUGUAGAGAGAGUCAGACAGGAUAUUAAAAUGUAUCAGAAUAUACAGACCUAGUCCAAGGAUUUAUUAAACUCUUCAUUUUACACAGUAUGCAGGAAGUGGUGACCUUUAUUUAUUGGUUAAAGCCUUCUCCAGUCGGUUUGUAAUGCUCUGUUACAGAAUGGUCAGCCACAGAGAAUGUUGUGAUUUAUUUAAUGCCCAUUUCCAAAUUAUUUGUCAUGUUAUGAAGAUUCGUUUUGUAACUGCAACAUAUGUCCCUCUUCUUUACGAUUAUACAUCAAGGUUGUAAUACUGUUUAAAUUUGUUUUUUGUUUGUUUACAUUAGCUAUUUUCUUAGGUAUAUGCCUUCCCAUGUUGAUGAAGAGUAUAGAUAAAAUACAGAGUUAGUUAAAAUGUUAGAAUUCAAUAUUAUAAAAUUAUUUAAUUCAAUAUGCUAUUAUGAGCCAGGAUGAGGUUGGAAGAUGUGUUCACCAACCUCUGUAAAGAUAAUAUAAUAGGAGCACUUUAACUGUUUUUUUGUUUGUUUUUUUUUUUUUAAAAUACAUCUCUGGCAUAUGUUUUCAGCCUGAGUGCUAACCUUCCACCAAAAUCUAGAAACAAAAGUCAGAGAUCCAUUCUUAUUCACCUUUUUCUCUUUUCAGUCCCAUUUCAUUUUGUUAGGUUUUUUUUUUUGCUAGCAUUCCCUAGUUAAGUACCAGCUUUUCUCCCUAUGUAUUUUCCCUUCCUACAUUUCCACAAACAUAAUAUUACCGGAAAGUAAUAUUUAAAUGUGUUAUUAGUUUCAAUAUGCAUAUUUAAUUGAAAUAAAAAUAUGUUGGUGGGACACGAUCUAUAAUCCUCUCACAUAUACACUAUCCAAUUUGCUGUCUGUCUCUGUCUGCUUAUAGCAUGACAUUUCUUAUACCAUAUCACCCUCAUUGAUAGAUACACAUACACUCACUCACACAAUGACAGAUAUAGAAAUACAAUCACAGCGUGUGUAUUGGUAUGUGUGUGUGCAUGUCUGGUAGUGUGUACUGUGUGUGGUGGUGUCUGUGCAUGAACAUGACUGUGACACGAUUGGGGGUGGGUGAAUGUGUAUGAGGAGUAAGUGUGGGGGCUACUUACAUGGUGGCUUAGUCAGGGGAGUGACUAGGGCGGUGUGAUAAUGUGUGUGUGUGAGGUGUAUCUACAAUUGGCAGCAUGAAAGGGUUAAAGGGCCACCAUAGGCACCAGAACCAGCCACCAGAGGGACUAACUGGGUUUCAGUCCUGUUAUUAUCUAUUAAAGGAACCGCUUAAUGUAGUUGUUCUGGUGAGCAUAGUAUGCCCCUGCAUGCUUUUUUUAUGUAAACGCUGAUUUUUCAGAGAAAAGACAAUGUUUACAUUCCAGUGGCAGUCACUCAGACGGCCACUAGAAGUGCUUCCUGUGUGCUGCACAAUCACUUUGUAUGGAGAUGCUGGACAUUCCUCAUAGAGAUGCGUUCAUUUAAUGCAUCUGUAUGAGGACAUGCUGAUCGGCCAGCGCUGCGUUUGGCUCCACCUUGAUCUGCCUCCUUGGCUGAGAUCAUCAGAAUUGACUAUCUCUGCCAAUCCAAUGCUUUCCCCUGGGAAAACAUUAAAAUGGCUGCGAUCGUCAAUUCUGGUGUCAACCAAGGAAGCAGACGGUGGAAAGGGCCAUCGCUUGUUGACCCACGUGACACUUGAAUAAAGGUUAGUUUUAAACUUAUUUAAGGUAAGGGCGGGGGCCUAAUGUGUGUUUUUAACACUAUAGGGCAGUGAUGAGUAACCUUGACACCAUAAAUUGUUUCUGGACUACAUUUCCCAUAAUGCUCAGCCUGCUUUUAGACUCUAAAAGCUAGCUAAGCAUCAAUGGAAAUUUAGUCCAGAAACAAUUUAUGGUGUCAAGGUAAGCCAUCACUGCUAUAGGAUCAGGAAUACACGUUUGUGUUCCUUUAAGCUUUAUUGUUAAACUGUUAAAAGAAUAACCCCCUACUAUUCCAGAAUCAUACAAAAGGCAAAAAAAUGGAUAGCAUAUUUGAGAAUGACAUAACAGUAUUUCAAUUUUAAUUCACACAAGGAGUAUCUUGGUUAAAGGGACACUAUAGUCACCUGAACAACUUUAGCUUAAUGAAGCAGUUUUGGUGUAUAGAACAUGCCCCUGCAGCCUCACUGCUCACUCCUCUGCCAUUUAGGAGUUCAACCCCUUUGUUUAUGAACCCUAGUCACACCUCCCUGCAUGUGACUUGCACAGCCUUCCAUAAACACUUCCUGUAAAGAGAGCCCUAUUUAGGCUUUCUUUAUUGCAAGUUCUGUUUAAUUAAGAUUUUCUAUAGCUUGCUAGACCCUGCAAGAGCCUCCUGUAUGUGAUUAAAGUUCAAUUUAGAGAUUGAGAUACAAUUAUUUAAGGUAAAUUACAUCUGUUUGAAAGUGAAACCAGUUUUUUUUUUUUCAUGCAGGCUCUGUCAAUCAUAGCCAGGGGAGGUGUGGCUAGGGCUGCACAAACAGAAACAAAGUGAUUUAACUCCUAAAUCGCAGUGAAAUUGCAGGGGAAUGAUCUAUACACUAAAACUGCUUUAUUUAACUAAAGUAAUUUAGGUGACUAUGGUGUUCCUUUAAGGUUUUGAUCCUCUAGUACAGAGGAAUUGAUCAAAAUAUUUAAUUCCCACUGAAUUACUAAAAAAAAAAAAAAGGUAGAUGAGGAUAAAAAGUAAUGUCACACUCCCCCACCCUGCCCAAGUAAAACUUUUGUUUAAGACCAAUAUAAUAAUUGAAGUGACUAAAAUAUCAAAUGUCUAUUCUCUCCAAUUUUUCUCCUUUUGUAUGAUUCUGGAAUAGCAGAGGAUUAUUCUUUUAAUAGUUUGUUGGCACUGAAGCUUAACAGAUAAUUGAGAAUAACAUUUAUUUGAAGCUGAAUAUUUUUUUUUUUCUUCAUACUCUAAUUUGGCCUUCAUUUUCUAACACCAUUGUCAACUCACUAGAUCAGGGGUGCCUAAAAGGUUGAUCCCCAGAUGUUGUAGAACUACAACUCCCAUGAUGCUUUGCAUGCAUUUAAAAUGCCUUUAGAAUGACAAAGCAUCUUGGAAGGUGUAGUUUUAAAAGAUCUGGGGGUCUACCUUUUCAGCACCUGUGCACUAGCCCAUUCUGUUUAAAGCAGAUUUAGACACACUCUUGUGAAGUAUUAGAUAGCAGAAUCAUAUCACACAGCAAUAAAAAAGCAAAAAAAUUUUUUUUUUUAAAUGGUCUUGUUGGGCAGAACAUGAGAAAAACACGAAGAGGCAGUUUAUGUUGGGUUGUCUGUCCAAGCAGGGGGGCUUUCCUGCUAGAUUAUUGAAGACUGCUUUUUGAGUAAUUCAAUAAGAAAAUUCAACCAGUUACUACAAAAAUAAAUGGAAGAUGCAGACCGUUUCUGAGGAUUAUUUGGCCACAUACAUUACAUGGCUACAUAUAUUACAAUGAUAACAUUCCUGCGUUAACUGCUAUAGGCCAGGAAUUUUCAGCAGCUGCUCACGAUUAUUCCCACUCUUUAUCCCAAGGCUGUCUAAACCAGCAUCAUGCAGAGCAGUGUUUCUCAAAGUAUUUUUUUUUUUAAAUGCCCUACAUAUAAUCUCAUCACAUUUCACUAAGCAUUGAAAUACCUUUCUGCCCUAUCAAAAGCAUCCAUAUAUAUUGGAUGAGAAUGUCUGCUAAAGAGCAUGUGUUACAUGUAGUUGGAUGCUGCUGCUCUUUACACCUCCCUUUGAGCUGCAGCAAGGCCCAGUUACAGCAUCCUGGUAUGCCUGUCAGAGAUACACUCCCUGCUUGGCACCAGCUUCCCCUAUGCAGCCCUAAAAGAAGAACAAACAAAAAAAUCUUUCUAUCCGACACCUGGAACUGCAUGUCCCAGGCAUUGGGCGAAAUAAGUUCCACAUACCUGAUACAAACUGCGUGCUUUAUUAUACAUAAUUGCAAUAUAUCAUGAUUACAUACAUGUACUACACACACACACACACUGCCUAAUACAUAGACAGACACACACACGCACAGACACUGCAUAUUACAUACACAUAUACCUUUUUAGUAUAGGAACAUCCCAUGGACCAUAACUACUACAGCCUGUUGUAGUGGGUAUGAUGGCAAGAGUGCCCUGGUGCCCUUUAUAGUAACUAGUCAAAACAUUUAAAGGCUUUCUCCAACCCUUUUUCACACAUACGGUAUUUUACCAUACCUAGCAAGAUUGCCCCCUCCCUAUAAAGUGAUAAGGUUUUAACUUAAAUAAAAAACCAGCGCCAGGCAAAGCCCCAGGCACUGUGCUCCGCUCCACAGCUUAAAGGGACACUCCAGUGUCACCAAGAAAAAUAAAAAUCACUGUUUAGUAGAUACACCCCAAAGCGACAGUGACACUUUUCAGCAAGCUAACAUUGUUUAGGGGUCUGUCGUGACCCUUUAAUGUGAGCGGUUGCCGUAGACAGGUUACAUUUUUAGUUGCGGCUACCCACCAAAGUGACAUGGUGACCUAUUUUGUGUUUGUGAACUAUUGAGAAAUUCUGGUUUAGCAAGUUUAAUAGGCUAGGGCAGGAAUGUCAGGAGAAGAUAAAAUGCUGAAACUUUAAUUAAAAAUCUUUAUUUUACUUGUUUACCAAUCACUACAAAGUUUUGAUUGUAUAACUUUUCAGACAUCUCGCCCAUCUCAUCUGUACAAUAGUUAUUGCUAGUUUAGAAUUCUGCCUUUUCGAAGGUUUUAUUAGAGGAUUAUUAAAAACAACAGUUUAUGUAUAACUGCACAGUGGUCUCUGCAAGGUCUUCGUCGAAUUGGAAUUCAAUUUUCAAGGGGGGGAAAUGUCUUUUGGGUGUGUCUGUGACAGCUGCACAAUACAACGAUUGACUGUGUAUUGUUUUCAAGCCUCUGUAGAGCUGAAAGUUUUCACAAAGAACAUGGUCAUCUGUAUCUCUUUCAGUAAAUAUUUCUAUGUACAAUUCCCUCCUCCUCCUCACCAUACACUUGUGGAGUAAUAAGGCUCUUUCAUAACCACAAGCUAAUUUUAGCUGCAUUAUUCAAUUUCCACUUUUUUGAACUAUGUCCUGUUACACCGCUUUUAUAAAACAUUUGUAAAUUGCUUAAGUAAAUACCAAUCUUGGCUUCUAGUCAUUGUUUUGUAAGCACACUUGCUAUAAAUAUACCUUUUGAAUAAUAAGUUGUAAACUACGGCUACAUUAGGAUAUAUGGGGUAGAAACUCAUUGGCUUAUUUGCUGUAUAGUGUGUAGUAAGAGACUGACUUAAUUCCCAUUCCCUGGUUUAGUGUUUAUUUUUUUCCCCUUAAAGUAAUAAAAUUUUUAUUAAACAUGAUCCAUGUUUUACAAGUUUUGCUUGCCAUAGCAUUUUCCUGAAGUUGGCUUCCUCCUCUAUAUAUCUGCUGCAGAGGGCCUGUGUGUAUCCAUUUCCUCCAGCGGUGCCAAGUGUGACCUCGUGUUGUAUGUUGUGGCAUGUGGUACUGUAAUGUGGUCCUGUUUUAUAGUUUAAAAGUGAUGAACUAUAAACUUGCUUAGAGCACCCAAAGCGGCUCACAUUUCCUAGAGUGAGCUAUAGCAGCAACAUUUUGUAAAAACCCUACCAGAGCUUUGUCAGGUGCCCGAAACACUUAGAUGUAACAUUCUCACUUUUAGGAAUACAAAGCCCUCUGUGCCCGGCCAAUGUAAAGGGUUAAGAAAAGGCCUUUAAACUCUUACCUGAUUCCAGUGUCCAUUUCCCUUGGCACUGGGUCAGGCUCCUUUUACUCAGACGUUGGCCAAUGGGGGGAACCAAAUGCACUGCGAGCACCAUGUGUGUAUUAGACCUUCUCCAUAGGAAAGCAUUGAUUCAGUGCUUUCCUAUGGGUUUUUUCAACCUCAUUAGAGGCACUUCCUGCAGUUUCACGGAGAUUGACUCAGUAAAACGACACUGGACGUCCUCAUGUGGAGUCAAACUCCAUGAAACUGCAGGAAGCACCUCAUGUGUUGUUGAAACCCCCAAAGUAAAGCACUAAAUCACUGCUUUACUCUGGGGAAUGUAGUAUAUGAAUUUGAUAGCAAGUUGACUAGCAAAAUCAAAUGUAUAGCUAAAAUACUAAUCAAUAUAAUGUAAUACUGACAUAUUGCUAUUGCAGUAGCCAUUUAAUCUAGCAAGGUGGUGUACAUGAUGUCAUUAUUCGAGCAUGGUGAAAACUCUAAUUUACAGACUGAUCUCAUGGAACAUCUGUAGUCUAUGAUGGCAGAACAUUCUCAACCUGUCCAUGCUCAUUUGGCAUAUGUGAGACUUGAGUAUCUCUGUGCUCUACAAUUAAGUUCAAACUGUUACACACAUGUGCUGUGAUUGGUGAUGUGAUAGUCACGGUUCACCAAGUUCACUAUGAAAGUGAGACUUUGGGUGUGGAAAAAGGUAGUAAACAAUAUAUGAUGGAGUGCAUGAAAUGGAAACUGAAAAAUACACAAAGGGUUAUAUCUUUAAAAAAAACAAGCCAUUCUUUCUCCAUUUUAUUUGAUAUAACUUACUAGACAAAAAGUUACUAGCACCAUCUAUCUCAAACCUUUAUUGAAGAUCUCAGUUUGGCAAAAAGCAGGAGUAGCCAUUCUUUGGCACUCCAGAUGUUAACUACAUCUCCCACAAUGCUGGCAAAGCAUCAAGGGAGAUGUAGUCGACAACAACCCUGGCAUAAAGUAUUAAACCAGAAGAUUUCAUCUCCUCACUGGGGCAAUUCAAUAGGGACCAGAGAGAAUCAAAGGAAAUGUAUAGUGGUAUUGCUUAUACUUCAAGAAUAUUGUGAACAAGGCUACAAGCAGUGCAGUGAGCACAUAAAUAUAACUAGCAUGACCAGCUCACCCAGCGCAUUUGUCCUUAUCCAGACUCCACCGAUAUAUGUGGAGAAAGGUAGUACUGUCCUUUUUGCCCUUCUGUUAUCAAAUAUCAGACCUCCCUUCAGCAAACUAAGUCUUUAUCUCACCACACCAUUGCUACUUCAGUUAAGUUUCUCAUUAUCUUCUGAUCCAGAGUAUUACUGUGCAAAAAGUUUGUUUCUUCACAUAAAUCUCCAUCAAGUUCUGAUACCCUGAAGCUCUCUGUGUGCUCUGUUAAAAUGUUUGAAAAUAGUAUGAAUGGAUCACCGUAAUCCCCACAGUCUGUUCUCGCUUCAGUCUGCUACUAUUAAUUUCAUAGGAGCAUGGAUGGCAGGGCUUAAUGUAACUGAGCUAGGGACCCAGUGUAAGAUAAUGUAUUUUAGCAAUAUAUUUCUUCUUUAACCAUUGAUUUGCCAGUGUUUGAGAAAAGAAUGACUACUCAGUGGGCCUGUUGGUUACAAUUUUUCAUUGCAUGUAAAGGACCAGGAGUGGAUAGGGACAUCACUAUUAUCCCUACUUCACUAUCUUUGUUUUUAAUGGAAAAGCCUCACGCUUCAUUACUCUGGUACUUUCCAUAAAUUUGGCAAUCUCCCCUGUCUGACAUUCAUACUAAUGCCAUCAGAAAUUUUCUGUAUACAUUUAUAGUUUUGUUUACAGAACAUUUUAAUGUAAUGAUGCCUUUUUGUAUUUUUUUUUCAAUUUUAUUUCCAGAUAAUUCAAUGUGUGAUUAUGCUCUAAAAUAGCAAACUUUGAAUUUCCUCUGGAUGGAUUGCUUCUAGUACAGGAGGCUGGGUGACAGAUUAUCCGAUCAGCAACUUGUUAUUUAGAAUUAAACAUCAAUUGUUGGUCCUUUUCUCAUGUCCAAGGGAGAAAUACUGCAUGAGCCCAAUAUGCUGCUUCCUUUGAAGUAUAUUUAUUGUACUUGGGAUUUUAUGUUGAUGUGAAACGGGAAAGGAAGGUUACAUUAUUAUUCAGCUAGUUUUGUACUUUCGUUUUAGAGGUUGUCUUUUCUCCUUGGUUACCCAUGUGUUUUGCAGACCGCAAACAAACACCUCAUUUGCCCAAUAUAGACAUUUACACAUCUUGUAAGAUUGUUACAAUAAGUGCAAAUGGUACGUUAUUUGUUUCCCCACUUCCUUUUUUUGCUUUUUGUAUAUUUAUAUUUGUUUACCCAUCAUUUUCUCCAGCAGUUACUAGAGUAAAUAUAUUUGAAACAAAAUCUUGACAUAUGCAGUAGAAAUUGCUUGCACGUUUUAUACAAUAUACUCAUUGGAGACAACUUUGUAAUUGGAGUGUUAAGAGUUGAAACUGGUAUUUUUCUUUUUUCCUGUUAAUGAGAGCAGAUUAAAAUUACAAUUUGCUUUACUGCCCAGGGGCAUUGAGUAGAAGUGGGACUUUCUACACAUGGAUGGUGCACGUUUACUAAAUUUUGUCUGAUGCUCUAGAAUUACAGUUUACCGAAUAAAUUGCCUCAUCUGAAUAAAAUUUCUCCAGAGUGCCUGCAUACAUCUCAGUGUGCGUGUGCAACUGCAAACUCAUGGCUUGGUUCUGAACUGCAUUGGGGAAAGCCUUUUAAAAUUACUCAUCCAAUGUUACGCUUUUUCUUCUUGAAACCUUGUUUAGUCUAUAAAUCAAUCAAUUCUGUUUUCAUCCAUUUAAUUUGAACUUAAAGGAUCACUAUAGGGUCAGGAACACAAACACGUAUUCCUGACUCUAUAGUGUUAAAACCACCAUCUAGCCCCCCUGGUCCUCCUCAUGCCUCCAUAAAUAUAGCAACAUCAUACUGUAUGCAAGCCUGAAGCUGUAACUCUGCAUGGUGUUUGACUCAGAAUAGUCAAAACCUGUCUGCUGACAUUAUCAUAAGUGGUGGCCUGAUCCAUCAGAAUGCAUCCCCAUAUGAGACUGACAAAGAGGCAGAUCAGGGGCAGAGCCAGCAUGAUUCAAAUACAGCCCUGGCCAAUCAGCAUCUCCUCAUAGAGAUGAAUUGAAUUAAUGAAUCUCUAUGAGGAAAGUUCAGUGUCUGCAUGCAGAGGGAGGAGAUAAUGAAUGUUUGGAUGCAUUUUAGGCAGCCAUGACCCAGGAAGGAUCUCUAGCAGCCAUCUGAGGAAUGGCCAUUGAAGUUAUCACUAGGCUGUAAUGAAAACAUUGCAUUUUCUCUGAAAAGACCGUGUUUACAGUUAAAAGCCUGAAGGUAAUGAUUCUACUCACCAAAACAAAUUCAAUAAGCUGUAGUUGUUCUGGUGACUAUAGUGUCCCUUUCAAUGUUAUACUCUAAGCCUGCGAUGGUGAACCUGUGUGGCAUGUUUGCCAGUGUGGACACGCAGAGUCCUCUUUGUUGACACGCAAGCCAUAGGUUGACCACAUCGCGGGUACUUAAGUGUACCUGCUUGCAACUUUUCGAAUGUCUGUACAGCUUCUGAUGGAUGUGACUGCUCGCAUGAUUGAGUUGCAAAGCAUGGGGCAUGUCUCAUAAUUUUCUCCAGGGAGGAGAUGUGUCCUGCUUCAUCUUCUGUGCAAAUUUAGAGUUUUAUUUAUUUGGCUCUUUCCAAUUGCUAUGCACACUGACUGACCGUUAUAAGUAGUAGACUUACAGGUCUGUUCACUUAAAUGUGAAUUACCCAUUUACUUUUUAGUAAAUAGAACCUUUAUUUUAAACAGAGGGUUUUUUUUUAUUUAUUUUUUUAUUUCUUAAAUUUAUUAGUUGAUGGUCACAGUCAGACAGUUGUGUGAAGUAGUUUUAAAAAAACAAAACAAAAAAACCCUUCCAAAACCAUUUAAUUGCAUUGUUGGCACUGGUAAUUUAUUUGGUUUCGUGUUGCAAUUUGGGCACUCUGGCUCAAAAAGGUUUGGAAUUACUACUCUGAGCAGUAUAAUCCCCUCCGCUACUGAAGUGGUUUUGUUGCCUAAAGUAUCAGGACAGCGUCCCGUCUUUUAUGUCACACUGUUUUAAGUGGUUUGGCAAAACAGGGGCACUUCAAGGAGACAGGAGACUACCCCCUCUUAAACUACAUUAAAAAGCAUGAUUAGUGCCAAUUUAGUGUGUGUGUGUGUGUGUGUGUGUUUCUUCUGUAAGCAAAUAUAUUUUUCUCUCCUCCCCCCUCCAAAAAGGGUUAAAAUACCCAGUGAUAAAGUAAAUGAACAAUACUUUAGAAUAUUAAAAUGUUUGUUGAAAAGGAAUACUUUAGAACCAGUGCUAUUCUGCAGAACGGCAAUAUUUCCAUUGCUUGGCUUAAAUGCCUCUAGGGUCUGUCAAUCAGCCACUGGAGGGGCUUUUUUGACAAUCUUUGUUUUAUUUUUUCACAUAGGAGAGAAAUAGAAAAGGAAAACUUAAAGCAUGUGUCAUAAUUUUGGUCAUAUGUAUUAUGCAUCGGUGGUCUUACUGUUAGUUCAGUGGAUACAGGGAGUGAUGCGCUUUACAGAGCUUAGUAUCUGAGUCGAGCAAUAUUUCGUGUGCCUCUGAUUUGGUCUUGGGCUAAACAUUACGGCCAUCAUUUGGUAGGUGUAUUUGGGCUGCAAUUGCGUUCAAAUUUGUGUUCGGUUGGGGAGGUCGUGGAAAGGGGAGGGGGUAGCUGGGAAGGGUGGCUUUGAGGGAUAAGAUUGUGGGAAGAUGUAGAGGACGCGAGUGUUUGAGAGAGAGGGAAGAGACAGAAAGAAACAAAAGUAAAGGGGGAAGGGGGGAGGGAAGAGUGUGUGGCAUAGUCUUGUGGGUGAUAUGGCUCUCCCCUGCUAUGGAAGUCUAGGUGUGUCUCUGCUCUGUCAUGGGUUGCCCUCUGGCUGUAAAACUCUAUUUCUAUUAGGGAUCGACCGAUUAUCGGUUUUACCGAUAUUCGAUAUUUUCGGCAAUAUCGGUAUUGGCCAAUAUAGAUACCGAUAUUGCCGAUAAUACCUCCUCAUUACAAGCCCGGCGGUCCUGGGGGGGGGGGGCUGCAGGUAGCGUUUACUUACCUCCCCUGCAGCUCCUCCAGCUCCCAGCGAGACCCUCGACCGUCAGAGCGCUACCACGGGUUACCAUGGCAAUGCUCUGCACGGCACUAAGGGCCGCAAGAUUUACACUGGGAGCUGGAGGAGCUGCAGGGGAGCUAAGUAAACGCUACCUGUGCCCCCCCAGCUCAGCCAAUGCCACUGUCAGGGACUGUCAUAUCCCCCCUCCCUGACCAGGUAACAAGCAGGGAGGGGGGACAACAAAAAUAAUAAAACAUAAAUAUUAAAAAUAAACAUAAAUAUUAAAAAUUAAAAUAAACAAAUAUUAAAAAUUAAAAUAAAAAAAAUACCCCUCCCCCCCAUUUUACACAAAUCACAUCCCUUCAGGAAAACCCACACACACACACUGCAUUAUAUACACACACUACACACUCUGUAUAUAACGCAGAGUGUGUAUAUAGUGUAGUGUGUGUGUGUGUGUUUUUAAUGCACACACCACACACACUGCAUUAUGUACACACACACACUACAAACACUGCAUCAUAUAUACACACUACAUUAUAUACACACACACACACUACACACUGUAUUCAUUAUAUACACACACUAUACAGACACUGCAUUCGCUAUACACACUAAACACUGCAUUCACUUUACACACACACACUGCAUUCCCUUUAUACACCACACACUACACAAACACACACUCUGCAUUCAUUAUAUACACACUACACAGUCACUGCAUUAACUAUACACACUACACAAACACACCCUGCAUUCAUUAUAUAUACACUACACAAAUAUACACAGCUCCACUGUCUAAACACACUGCAUCCAUUGCAUGUGGCUUUUAUAUUUUGCGCAUUUACCUUUUAGAAAUAAUUUAUUUUUUCAGAAUGGUAAUUGUACAGAAUAUCGGCAAGUUAUCAGCUAUCGGCCUGAAAGUUAACAAAUUAUCGGUAUCGGCUCUAAAAAAUCAAUAUCGGUCGAUCCCUAAUUUCUAUCAAAUAGACUAUGUGAUUGGUGCAGCAUUUUGCAGUGCAUAUUCACUUGUCUAUAGGAAAGCAUUGGAUUGGCUGACAACAUUGAUCUUGAUAAUCUCAGCCAAUGAUGAUCUUGCUGCAGACAGAGACCGGGGACAUAUAUGUCCAACAGGGCACUAUAGCGUUCUACAUGUUAAUAGAGGCAGCUAUUACUUUGCCAAAUUGUUGUUCUUAAUUUAUUUCUUGAAUGAAAGUGCUCAUGUCAGCUAAACUACAUAUCCUAUUAUGGAAUAUGAUAGCACUCCACUGACCCUAAAAGAAGGAGCAAGAUUGACUAAAAAAAAAUCCACUAUUUCCUGUUCUCUGUAAACUCUGGAGAUUUUCAGGAGAAGUGAGAGGCAGUUGAAUCACAGAUUUGCCACUAAAAUAGCAUAGGAACUGUUUUGUCUUGUAAAGAGGCAUGUUAACACAAGAGAUCAAUUUUAUGCUCUGUUGAUUAAGGUAAAUGUCUACUUUCUGCUUUACUUGCUUUGAUAUAGGCAAAGACCGUUUCUCUCAAGAUAUGCAGCCAACUGUUUAUUUUUUUGGAGGGGGAGGAAUGGUUUUUUUCUUCUUCACUUUUUUUUCACAAACAGUCAGACAAAUCCUGCUAUAAUUGCCCAUUUUUUUGUGUUACAAUGUAAUAUUAUAUUAUUGGAAGACGAGACCACACCAAUGUUAACAAAAUGCUUGACUGAAUGUAAUUGUCAUAUUUAGAUUUUUUUACAUCUGCCUUGUCUGAUUUUCUAAAUACUAUCUUAAAAGCCUGCAUUAAAAAAAUAAAAUGUUUUUAUACAACGGAGGUACAGGCCGUCAAAAUGCGCACACAGACUGCUGAAAGAAAUGUAAUUGACUUACAAAAAGGACUAAAAGCAUUGAGUGACAACAAACAAAUACACAUACUAGAUGACAGGGGCAGGAGAAAGAACAUAAAGGUACGGGGAAUAGCAGAGACCGUACCCCUAGAAGAAUUAUCACACUUCAAAAGAAGGUUGGUGGCAUCACUACUGCCAGCAAGAGAAGCUAAAUACUUCUCCUUUGAUGGGGCUUACAGAAUAGCCAAAUCCCCACGGGCCCCCGCAACUGCACCACGAGACAUCAUCCUUAGGUGUCAAGCAUUGUCCAAUAAGUUAAGCCUGCUAGCGGCGAUAAAAGGGAAGACGCCAUAUAACUUUGAGACCUGUAAAAUCUCCUUCUUCCAAGAUCUUAGUAGAGCUAUGCUACAGUGGCGAAAAAACCAUGCAGCCCCUCACACAGACCCUACAAAAAGAAGGCCUGAGCUACAGAUGGGCGACACCGCAAACACUGUGGGUCACCAAAGACGGAAAGUUCUAUAAGGCCUCAGACCCUGCAGACGCUGCCGAACUCCUGGCGGCACUGGACUUACAACCACAAUGCAACCCAAUUCACGAACUGCCUGAAACACAACCCCGAAUGGACAUUAACUCGGAUACAUCCUCACCCAAUCACAGAAGAGGCAGGAGGCCAAAGAUGUGACCCAACCCACACGCUUGACCAUCUCAUACGGCAGUGGCAAAUACGAGACUUUUUUUUUUUUGUUACAAAAUUUUGCACUCUUAACACUACAAGUUUUGUUUAAUUUGUCUACUCUUAUAUGCACUAACGCAUAGUCACUUUGCUUUUGUUGAGACAUUCAAAGGGUACACACAGCGCUCACACCAUGCUUGGGAACUCUUCCCCCAAAAACAUGUUGUUACAUACAAUGUUUACUCAUGUAUCAGACUAGACUGCAUAGAAUGUAUGUACGUUGCAUGCAAAUCUGCACCCAAAAAAAAAGUUUUUAUAUAUACAGUAAAUACAAAUCUGAUCACUUAUAUAUAUAUCUCAUUAGAUAGUCAAAAAAUACUUAACUUUUAACUUUAGCAAGCAUCUGUGCUUCUUUUAAUUAGUUUGCUUUUCUUUUGCAGUUUAGGGAUCAGCUCCACAGAAAUGACGGAAUAUAAACUAGUGGUGGUUGGAGCCGGUGGUGUUGGAAAGAGUGCCUUAACAAUUCAGCUGAUACAGAACCACUUUGUUGACGAAUAUGAUCCAACUAUAGAGGUAUGCUUAUAAUGGACAUUCAUUGGUUACAAAAGUAUGUUUGCAUGUAAGACUGUACAGCCGUAAUCUGUUAUAAUGGAAUCAUGUUUUUGUUUUAAAGGGUCAGUCUAAGCUCCAUUAAGCUCUUUGCAUACUGGCACUUAGAGCACCUGGAGCCUACUCUCAUUUAAGCGAGGCAGCAUCUUCCUAAAAUAGCUGCUGCUACAAGCUGUCAGCCAAAUAAAUCGAACAAUCUAACAUUAACAUUAAAGUAUUUUUUCAUAAAAAUAAAUAAAACCAACAAAAGAACCAUUUAACUAAUUUCCCCCCCCAGUAUUGAUAUUGUCUCUGCUCUCCAGACCACCUCUUAGGGGGGAUUCAGUUAAUCCGGAAGUAUUUCAGCAAGCUGAAAUGUUUAAGGGAGCCUUGUCCCUUUAAUUCUAGAAUGUCAGUGUCAAUAUUUUCCUUAUAGUGCAUGCAGCACGCACACUCCACAUGCUACUUGCCAGAGUAUUGUUCCACAGCAGUGUAAACUGCAGCUGCAAAAAAGGCAACUAACCUAUCUCUAAUAACUGACAAUUUUAUUAUAGUAAAUAAAAAAAAUUUCACUUAAAAUGCUUGACAAUGUAUUUUUAAUUUAUCUAAUGCAUAGAAAAAUAUGAUGUCAGAUCAAACUUUAUAUUAAUAAAAAAUUUAUAUAUCUAAAUAUUAUAAAUGAUUAGCUUGUGAUUGAUUUUGUGAAGUAGACAACUCUAAUGAAGGACUGACCAGGAGUAAUGCCCAGGGAUCAAGAGGGAUUUGUCCCUUAAAACAAACUACCCCUCACCAAAAAAAAUAAUCUGAACUGUUUGCUUAUUGUAAAUAUCUAUAUCUAACACAUGUAACAGUACUGCAAAAUUCCUUAGUACUAACAGAGCAGGUUUUUGUAAAUACAGGAAAUCAUUCCAGACUUGUGCGAUGCCUGGUUGUUCCAAUUUAUAUUUUCUGAGGUUUCUUAUUGGGCAACUGAAGUUGAUAAGUGCAAAAUUCAGCAAUAUUGUUUAAUGUAUGUGUACAUUGCCAUAGCAACAUAGCAUCCCUGCCAGCUUCCUGAGAGCAAAUGAAAAACUCUGUUUUUGGCAUUUACAGUCCACCAUGAAAAUGUGUCUUCUGUAUUUUAUAACAUAAAAUAAUUAUUAUGGUUUAAUUUUCACUUCUUGUAUAGAAAUGUAGAAAAUGUGUUCUAUCACAGAUGGUGAAUGCAUCCAGAUUUCACAUGGCAACCUCGAUAUACACGUUUGUUACUAAAUUAUUUAUAGUUGUUAUUGUUCAAUCUCUUUAAUGGAACACUCCCAGCACCACAACUACUACUGUGCUCUGGCACCCACCCAUCCCGAUUGAAAGGAGUCAUUCCAUUUUAGAUCAGUUUGACUUCUUACCUGGGACUGCUGGAUACCGCUCUCUAUCUCAAUAUACUCUCCCUGAGCUAAGUUCAGCUGUACAGAACCAAAUUUGUUGGAUGGGAACGACCAGCUGAUGUUCUCAGCCAAUGAGCUAGUCCUGCAUUUGCUUUAGAGAGGUAACAGAAGCUUCUAUUUUGGAGAUUCCAGCACUCCAUGGGAAAUAUUGGAAGUGGGGAUCGGUGCCCUGCAGACCAAAGGUAAGAAGUCAAACCAUUCUAAAACAGUUUAAUGUCUGAGAGUGAGGUGGGGUACCAGGGCACUCUUAGUACCAAAACAGCUACAUCAAGUUGUGGUGAACGUGUAAAAUUUGAACAGGGUCAGCUCCUACAUCUUUGCCUUUUAGUAGGGCCAGAACGUAAAAUUAUGUUGUGAAAAUUGUAGAUGUGCUCUUUAGCAAUCCCUGUUUCAGAGGGGUAACAUUUCCUUUGCUGUUUGCUUAUGGCUCCUAUUGAUUUUGUUACUGCCACUGGAUCACUAGGUGUCUGUUGAACUCUUUCAGUGGUAUAUAAAACUAUAUGAAUUGUCAGGACUUCACAUUGAAUUUCAAGCUUUAAGAGAAACUAGCUGAGUUGUAUAAGAAAUAAAAAAAAAUAUCCACAAAGUCAGCUAUGUUUCCAGUUUGGCUUUUUUAAACUAACGUCAGCUUAGAUUUGAAUCCCUAACAGUUCACACUUUAGUGAGUAACCCACAUAGAGAUAUAUCUGCCUGCUCUCAGAUACCCACCAAAUCUAUACAUUUUAAUGAACUCCUCACACAAGCACACGUGACUGAUUACUAAUGCAGGAGAAGUAAACGGGGAACUCUUGCGAUAUCGUCUACCUGCAGCUCCCAAUGAAUCAUAACAGUUUUAGUCCAACAACAGCUGCAAAUGUCCAAUCUGCUGCAGUGUUUAAGUAAAUUGUCUAUUAAUGGCAGGUUGGAUUUGUACACAGCUACAUUUCCGUAUCUCCCUGUGUAAUGGGAAAUCAUAAUGUUUCCUGUUUAGGAAAAUGCUCAUAAACAAAAGUGUUAUUAAAACAUUUACUGAAAUACUCAAAGAAUAUCCAGCCUCUGCCUUUCCAUUUCUGAGUGGUGAAGUAGAGGUUAUUUAUCCAUUUUCCAUUACUGGAUCUUGUUGUCCACAUUCAUUUAUUAUUGUGCAGGAUUCGUACAGGAAACAGGUCGUGAUUGAUGGCGAGACAUGCUUGCUGGACAUCUUAGAUACUGCAGGUCAAGAGGAGUACAGUGCCAUGCGUGACCAGUACAUGAGGACUGGAGAAGGCUUCUUGUGUGUGUUUGCCAUCAACAACAGCAAAUCAUUUGCAGACAUUAGCAUAUACAGGUACUGGAUCAUGUCUAACACACCUGUACUCAUGUAUCAUGAUCUCCCUUAAUAAUGCCUGGAAAUUCUCAAUGUAAUUAAACUGAAGUACUGCUUUAUUAUAAUAAUACAGAAGAGAAUAAAGUGGUCUACUUAAAUCAAUAGUGUUACAUUUAUUGGACUUUAUUUAUAUACAGUACAUUGAGAAUGUAUCCACACCCCUUCAUUUUUUCACUUUUCUUAUGCUAGAAUUUCAGCUUUAUGCUACAAUUGUUUAAUAGAUCUGUAAAAUUUCAAAAAUCUGUUUUUUUUGUUUUUGUUUUUUUUUUUGCUUUUCCAUUAUGGGGAAGAUUGAUGUGGAAAAUAAAAAAAUAAAUAAACAAAACACUGAUAUAUCACAUCGACAUAAGUAUUUAGUUGCAGCACUUGUUGCAGCAAUUACAGCCUCAAGUCUUUUUGGGCAGUUUCUGCCAUUCAUCCCAAGCUAUGUCAGGUUGGGGAGACUUUGUGGACAGUCAUUUUCAGCUCAUAAACUAGCUGGGCCACUUAAUCACAUUUACAGAGUUGUCACAAAGUCACUCUUGAAUUGUGUUUGCUGUGUGCUUAGGGACAGUGUCCUAUUGGAAGGUGAACCUUUAACCCAGUCUGAGGUCCUGACCAUCCUGGACCAAAUUUCCAUUAGCAGAUCUCUGUAUUUUGCAUUCAUCUUUCCCUCAACUCUUAAGUCUUCCAGUCCCUACUGCUGAAGAACAUCCCCGAAGCAUGUUGCUACCACAACCACACUUCACAUUUGGAAUGGUAUUACAAAGGUGAUAAGCGGUGCCUUGUUUUUCCUGACAUGAGCCUUUGAAUUGGGUUCAUUCUUCAUUUUAUCAGGACAGGGAAUCUUGUAGGUGCCUUUUUGCAAAUAGCAAGUGGACUUUUAUGUCUUGCAGUGUGCUAGAGCGGCGGAGUUUUGCAAUGAUGGUAGUCUUUCCGCAAGUUUCUCCCAUCCACCACUGAGCUUUUGGUCACCUCUCUUACCUUCUCCCACUGGUUGCUCAGUUUAGCCUGGCCGCAGCUUUAGGAAGAGUUCUUGUUGUUGCAUACUUAUUUUUUUAAGAAUUAUGGAGUCCACUGUGUUCUUGGCAACUUUCAAUGCAGACAACAACAAAAAAUUGUAGUGUUCAUCAGAUCUGUUCUUUGGAACAAUCCUGCCUCUGAGCUCUGCAAUCUGGUAUUUUGACCCCAUGGCUUGUUUUUUGCUUAUAUGUAUUUGCAGCUUAUAUAGACCACUCUAUGCCUUUCAAAACCCUAUUCAAGCCAUGGCAACAGUCAUUCGUAAAAUCAGAGAUACAUAUUUAAUGGAUAAAUUUAUAUUUACCUGCCUUCCAGAAGAUGUGGCUCUCUGCUUCAAAUGGUUUCCUGGUGCUGAUCCCUUCCAGAGAGCCACUUUGUUCUCUUUACAUAACCUCAUUCUCUUCUUCUCCUCUCUGGUCUUCUGCAGGACGUUUUCUACCUUUCUUGCGAAGCAGAUGCAAGAUAUUGUACAAUAUUAUUUGACCAAUUCCAUUGUGAUGCUAUGUUAUAUUGCACCUGUACUUGAAUAAAAAGCUUAGAGAAAAAAAGCACGUUCAAGCAAUUGAAUUUGCACCAGGUGAACUCCAACUAAAGUAGAAAUAUCUCAAAGAUGAUCCAGAAAAAUAGUAUGCUUCUGAGCUAAAUUUCAAGUGUCAUAGCAAGGGGUUUAUAUGUCAAUGGCUAUUAUUAUUAUUAUUAUUAUAUUUAUGUAGCGCCAACAAAUUCCGUAUCGCUUUACAAUGGAUGGACUAACAAACAUGUAAAUUUAACCAGAUAAGUUUGACGAACAGAAACAGAGCGGUUGAGGGCCCUGCUCAGUGACCUUACAUAUUUAUUUUGUCGGUUUCCUCUUUUGUUUUAACAAAGUUUUUAAAAAUGUUGUUUUUUUUUUUUUGCUUUAUCAUUAUGAGGUAUUGAGAGUAGAUUGAUGUGAAAAAAAAUAUUGAAACAAUUGUAGCAUAAAGCUGCAACAUAAACCAUUUGAGAGAUUUUUUUUUUUUAAUGAUUGUAAUACUUUCUGAAUACACUGUAUGUAUAUUGGCCCUACCCUCUUAUCCCGUCUGUUAAAUCACAUUUGAUUUUGUUUUGUGUGUGUGUGUGUGUGUGUAGUGCCCACAUGUAUCAACUUGCUGUAUAUGUAUAUAAACAUUUGAAUUACUAUGACUUUGAAAUCUCAUCUCCUGUUUUAUAGAGAGCAGAUAAAGCGUGUGAAAGACUCGGACGAUGUCCCCAUGGUACUUGUUGGUAACAAAUGUGACCUUCCAACAAGAACCGUAGACACAAAACAGGCUCAGGAGCUUGCCAGAAGCUAUGGCAUCCCAUUCAUUGAGACCUCUGCAAAAACAAGACAGGUAUUGAUAAUUGUAACAACUAAAACAAAUGUACUCAAUUGCAAUUAUUUAUAUAGAACCUACAUAAUCCACAGCACUGUACAAUAGAUAAACCAAGACAAACAAUCAUGACAAAACAUUUUAACAUAAAGGAACAGUAGGUGAAUAGUGCCCUGUGCAAACAAGCAGACAAUCUAAAAGCUGCAGGCCCAUUUUUUUUUAUUUUUUUUUUGAAGAAAAAAAAAAAAGUUUUGUUUUAAGAGCUUUGUGUUUUGGAUAUCAUGCUUUGUUGUAUGUAAUAUAACUUCAAUGGAUGUUUUAUACCUCGUAGAUAAUGAAUUAACCAGUCAAACCCCAAACAUCCAUCUAAACACAUGUUUUCUCACCGGGUUAAUCGCUAACAAGUAUUUUUAAGCAUUCAAAUUAACUUCAACUUUUAGGCCACAUUAAAUCUUACCUGCAAAAGUCAGCUCUGUUUUUGGACCUGAAAUGUAAAAUUCAAUAUGAAUUCACUUUGAAUUACAAAUAAUUCGCACUUUAGCGAAUAACUGUGCUCCGUUUCUUGCUCCCUGGAUAGAGGUGCCUAUGACAUAUAUCAUAACAUACUAUUUCCUUGGUGGUUAAUCACCAAACUCUAAAAUAUGGGAAAUUGAUAUCUUAAUGGCAGAAUUCAGGCUAAAAUACGCAAGCUGUGACUAUAGAAGUGUUGGAAAUCCACUAUAUUUCCUUAAUAUUUACCACGCAAACUGCAGUUCAGUGUACUGAAUAAAACAUCCUUUUGUGUUUUCCUUUGAGUAUUUUUGCUUCAUUCUACUUUCUCGGUACACAACGCGGAGCAUAAAAAACGCUCCUCUGACAAACAUGCAGAGAAUUUACGAAAACUAUUUGUCCUCAGGGUGUUGAGGAUGCUUUCUACACAUUGGUUCGAGAAAUCCAUCAAUACAGAAUGAAAAAACUGGACAGCAGUGAAGACAGCAACCAGGGCUGUAUCAGAAUGCCCUGCAGUCUAAUGUAGCCUGGUAAGUUAGCAUUCCCAAAUGUUGUAAGGAGAGUGUAAUCUGUUUUUUCUCUCUGUGUAGACCAAAACCUUCUAAAGCUUGCAGAAACUCCCAAUAUGUGGUCAUGGUGCCUUUUGUUUUCGUUUGUUUGUUUAUCCCCAUUACUCUGUUGGAUCUUGUCUCCCUACAGAUUCAAUCAUGAUACAUGUCACCCAUCUUCAGUUUACCCUGCAGUCCUAUAUGUCUCUUUCAGGUCCCUCGCCCGGUUCUCCAUUGGGUCUCCAAAAUAGUUGAUUUCUAAACAGUCAUCUGACAAAGAAUAUUGGGAGCUAUAGAUCAAAAUAAACUGGGGUCCCCAGGUCUUUUUAAUAGUUGUCAACUUUCUUGAACAAAGCAAUCUUUUGUAACAAGAUUUCACGUCUUUGUAGAAAGUAUUUUUAGGAGAUAAUUCUUUCUUUCUAGUAUUUUCACUGGUUUGUUUUCUCUCUACAGGCUUUCCUGGAGGGGGAUGGAAUUAAAUAAACUGCACCUUCUACCAAAAACCAAAACAAAGAAACCACUUGCACAAAUGCCACCAGAGUUUUUUUUUUUUUUUUUUUAUAAAUAUAUAUCUAUCUAUAUAUAUAUAUAGAGAGAGAUUUUUUUUUUUUUUUGUGCAAACAUCUUACCUCAUCUAUUGAUGGUUGGAUCACUGAACAUUUUCUGUGCCCUCCAUAACCUUGUGGCUUUACUUGGAAUUUAUAGAUUGCAAUUUUUUCUUUAUUUUAUUUUUUAUGCCAAAAUGUUCUUUUUAAAUUUAACCUUGAAUGAUGAGACUGACAAUAAUGGGAAAGUGAUUUAGCUAUGUGUUUUGGUGAGUUACCGACAAUCUGCAUCUCAAGGAUUUUACAACUUUACUGAACAGUAUCUUCUUCCCAGAGGAUCAUUGCAAUUCGUGUUUACUAUAUCCUGUGUGUUCUCUCAGAAAAUUAUAGUAAGCACUCUUGCAUACUUUAAAUAUUAUUUUGCCUUCCCACUGCAAGGCUGCAUCACAAUCGAUAUUGGCUGAUCACCUUCCAACUAUGAGCCUGCAUCACAAUGGAUAUCAGCUAACUAUAUGAUAUACAAAAAUAUGUAUUUCCUACCUGAAUCUUCAAAACAUUUUGUUAAAAUGGCAAAUGGUUUGGUUGGGGGUAUUCCAAAUGAAAUACUUUAAAAAAAAAAAAAAAAAAAAUUAUUUUCCAUUUUCAUUUUUUUUCCUCUCUCGCCCUCUCCCAGCCCCACCUUCCCAUUACAUUUUAGUGUACACUGGUCCUUAGAGUGGAGUAACACUCUUUAGUUUGGACUAAAGAGGACGAUUAAAGUGUUGGAGAAGUAGUAAUUACAUGCUACACAAUUUAUGCUGUUUCAUAGCAAUUCCAAAAUGCCUUACCUGUCAUAAGGCCAAAACCAUUUAAACAUCCUGGUGGCCAUGAAGCGAAUGACAAGAAACAUAGACAAAUAUGUGAUAUAUUGUAUAUGACAAUACCUUUUUCUAGUAUGUUUAUAUGGAAAAUGAAAGAUGUAUUCCUCUUUUGCAAGACAAAAGGGGGUGUUUAGUACUCUUUACAUAUAUAAUCUGAUUUUAUUGUGGGGUUUUGUUUUUCACAAAUAGUAAAUUAAUGGGACACUGCCAUGAUUUUUUAUUAUCCUAUAAUUAUAUACUUGUUUUAAAUGUAAAAAAAAUAUACAUAACCUGACAAUAAAACACUGAUUGUCACAGCCACACAUAACAACUUUAGUUAAAAAUGUAUAUUAUUAGUAUGCAUCCGUGUGCAUUUACCUAACCCAACAUUAAUCAUAAUCUGUCCUGUUUACUUUGUAAAUAACUUGUGUUUAACACAGAAUCCUCACGUGUGAUGAUUUGAGAAAGAAAACAAUGAUGGUUCAUUAAUAGAUAGUUAUAGGGUAUUUGUUUUUUCCAUACCAUGUAUAUGUACCAGAAGCCAUUGAAAUUAUACCUGUCUAACCUGUUGCAAACAUUAAAGGAUCACUAUAGUGUCCGGAAAACAAACCAGUUUUCCUGGCACUAUAGGGUUAUUAGGUCCCCCCUUCAGCCACUUACCUUUACCAAGCGCCGGGCUCCCUCGGUGCUGGUGACCUCUCAGACGUCGGCUCCCGUGUGGAGCCGAAUGCGCUUUCCUUUGCAAGAGCCGCGCGCGCAUUAAAAAAGCCCAUAGGAAAGCAUUGCUUUUUUUAUGGACGUUCUGCAUGCUCACUGUGAUUUUCGCAGAAGCGGCUGUCAGGAAGACAGCCACUAGAGGCUGAAUUAACCCUGCAAUGUAAACAUAUGUUUACAUCUGAAGGGUUAAAACCUGGGGGACCUGGCACCCAGACUACUUUAUUGAGCUGAAGUGGUCUGGGUGACUAUAGUGGUCCUUUAAUAAGUGACCUACCUUUUGACACUGCGUGUAUGAUUUUACCAGCAUCCUUCAUAUAGUAUAAAAGUCAUUUUAAACCCGCUGUAGGAAGAGUAGAAUGUAUCUAAGUUAAUAAAAUAAUUCAGAUGUCUUACAAAAUCUAAACUACUUAUUUGUCUUAAAUUCAGUAAUGCAAAUUUUCAUGGCAGUGUCCCUUUAAUGAUGUCUUAACUGUUGCCUUUUAAAACUAUAUCCUGUGAAUUUGGCUUCUGUUUUAGCUCAGUCGGUGUCCUCUUUUUAAUUUGGGCUUUCCACAGAAGUCUAAACUGAUGAAAAUACAUUGUGGUCAUACUGGGGUCUGUAGUACAUUGCAGAGCAGUUUGUUGCUACAUCCCACAAUAGCAGAGAUUUUAAUGUUAAAAUGUCAAUAUAUUUCAAUAGUGUACUGUACCUUGAAGUGGUGGAGUCACAUAUCAGUGCUAGAGACAUUUCUAGGAAACUGGAUUUCCUGUGCUCAAUCACCUCUAUUCUACGGACCAAAUUGUGAGUGCAAGCUACAAUCCAAUAUUUGCAACUCAAAGCACAGCCACUUUCCAAUGUGCCUGGUAUAUGUUCUUUCUAUGUAUUAGAAGUUUCAGUAUAUUUGUCUUGGCUGCAUUGUGUUCUGCUACACCAUUUAAGGAUUACCAAAAGUAUGGUAAACCUUGGCAUGUUUAUGGUCAUUGUAAAUGGACAGUGUUAGUCACUAAAGUGAGAAUUCAAUUUAAAAUUUUAGACCAAAGUAGCUGAACUGGAAGUAUGGCUGACUCUUUUUUUUUUUCAGUUCUCCUAUUUUGGCCUUAAUUUAGAAAUUCAAAUAGCAUUUACACAUUUGUAAAUGGCCCUGUUGGUUAUGAGGAUUGCUUUUGUUUACUUGGAAACUGUUGUCAAAAUACAAACAGCAGCUAUAAGAGCAUUUUGUAAUAUUGACAAUCGUAGAUGUUUAAGGAAAAGUACUGUAAAAGAAGGUUUGUUAAUGUGCUUUACAAAAAUGUAAUUAAUGUAACAAAUGUAAUUAAAUUACCAUUUUAUAUUGUCAUGUGACAAAGUUAGUUGUACUCGGUUCUUUUAGCUUUAUGCUACUAACUAGAAAACCUUAUGAAGCAUGUUCACCAGUCAUUCAUUCAUCAAAUGGUAGUCUAUUAAUUACAGUAUAGAACAAUAAGAUAAAUCGUAGGUUAGUCACAAACACUAUUUAAUUAAAGGAACACAAUAGCAUUUUGAAUACAAACCUGUAUUCCUAAUGCUGUAGUGUUUUACUCUUUAUUUAGGUUGUUCACCCCUCAUCCCCCACAACCUAUUCUAAAUUAAAAAAAAAAAUUGGGCGCUGAGUUCCAGUGCCUGCAGCCUCCUCUCCUGCUACCAGGUACAUCAUUAUGACCCUUCUAACUAUCCAAUCCAGUUCUUAAAGAGGUGCAUUGGGGGCUAAAAUGUAAUGCGUGAUAUUGUGGUGCUCCUAUUGGAGUGUAGCUGUGAGAACAGAGAUUAACUUGGUUCUCACAGCAGAGGCAUCUCUAGCGGCCUUUCGCUAGACAGCCACUAGAGGUGUAUUUAACCUCAAUAAAGUGUUCUGGGUGCAGUGGUCCAUUGGUUUUAACUCUGCAAUGUAAAGCAUUGCUGUUUAGUAGGUAUGACCGUGCAGGGUUAAAACUAAAGCACAAUGUUAUUGAGAUGGUCUGGAUACCUUUAGUGAUCUUUUUAAGGGAACCUAUAGUCCCGAUAAUAAUUUAAUAAUUUCCAGUGCCAGGACUCCUCUGCUGUAGAUGCCCACCUUAUCUUCCAAAUUAUUGCUUCAAAUAGAGAAACAAUGUAUUGGAGGUAUGCAUAAAUGGCCAAAUGCAACGCUCCUCCAAUCAAAUGCUGCUAUUGGUAACAUUUUAAUACGACACUGGGUUUUACAUCAAACUGUGACUCUAUUGGGGUUACCUACAAAUGUAAAUUGUUGGGAAUUCAAUCAAUUCCAGAUUUUAGACCAAAACAGAAGCAUUGGAAACAUUUUCUAAGUCCGCUAUGUUUCCAUUUUGGUUAUUUUGGCUUACCAACAGAAAUUCAAUUUGAAUUCAAACAAUUCGCACUGUAGCAAAUAAGCCUAUAUCUAUACAUGAUAUCAGAUGGUCAUGUAACAAACCAGGACUACAGAAAAUAUGUUUAAAAUGGCAUGCCUGAUAUAUCGCUAGCACAGUGUAUAGAUAGUUAGUAUUUAUUCUUUGCAUUCACAUUGUAAACAAUGGUCAUGUGACACCUCCUGUACAGCUAUGAAGUUGCCAUCUUUUGGUUUAGUUGAUCAGAAUUGGCAGAAUGCUACUGCAAGUGGUCAUGGUGCACCUCUGCUGCCAAAGGUGUGUAACUCUACUUCUGGCAGCAUCAUAGAGGCCGUAUUAGCUUGCCUAAGUUUCGGGUGGCUAAUGUUAAUUCUGUGCAAAAUGGAUGUCUCUAGACUGCUUUGAUAGCCAUUUGGUGCCUUAAAAUUCAGUAAAUGUGCAUUUUGAGUCAAUUGUUGGCUACUGCUUUUUAGACCUUUUUGUACAUAUCCAUUUACCCUCUCAAUUGUCUUGUGCGUGUUCAAAUCUGACAGUGACAUACUAGCAACUAUUUAUAAUAAUUAUCACCAGAUUGGUCUUAUUGGAAUCUGACAAUGACCAUAACGUGCCAAAGAAAUGGCGUGGUUGAAAGUGUAAAAGUGUAAUUUCGGAAAAUGCCAAUAAUCUGAAAACCAAAGUCAGUGACAUUAAGUAUUUCAUUUCUCUAAUACAACUGUGAGUUUUAUUGUGUGAAAUUAUUGCAAUAAACAGAUUUUAAAUCAA
Molecule: messenger RNA, 25594 nt
Organism: Pelobates cultripes (western spadefoot toad)
Lineage: Eukaryota; Metazoa; Chordata; Amphibia; Anura; Pelobatidae
Source: the annotation of a GenBank genome assembly